This is a messenger RNA of Electrophorus electricus (electric eel), 1428 nucleotides long. RefSeq lists its product as uncharacterized. Lineage: Eukaryota; Metazoa; Chordata; Actinopteri; Gymnotiformes; Gymnotidae. The record is from RefSeq and is a predicted model, not a curated record.
UAGUGCGCCUCAUGCCUGUUUAUAAUUAUUAAACCCCAGAAGCGUCGUAAAGGUUGUAAACGUUUUGGAUGACUGUCAGAUUAACCUGCUGCUUAGCAUAAACCCCAAAAGUUACUCGCAGAAUGGACACGCCAGAAAAUCCACAGAAGAAAGCUAAGAACGCUGGCCGGAAGAAAAAGCAGCCAGUCCACAGUGGUGACAUAGUGUUCACCAAGAAUGGGGCCAUUCACACCAUACCCGCUCUGAGUAAGCUGCUGAAAUCUGCCACAGAGCCAGUUAUUGGCCUUCAGUACAUAUGGGAGUAUCGCAGUCCCAGCAAAUCAGUCCCUCCCCAUUACCAGUGUAAGCUGUGUAAGGUACAGCUACUGCAGCAUGAGAUGGCAGCCCAUAUUAUCGGGUGGAAACACUGCUUCCGGUACUUGAAGCGGAGUAACCCAGAGAAAAUGGCAGAGGAAGAACCGGAAGUCGCCAAAAACCCAGUGACCAGACGGGCCAUCAAAACAGCUGCCAUGGAGGUGGAGAAGGCCGAGGGCAGAGGUCAAGUCAAGGUCGUCAUCAAGGAGCCGAGUGACGUGCCAGCAUUUCAGAACAUGAAGACUGCACAUCCUACUGUGGGAGGACCCGGUGGUGCAGGUAUUCUUGGACCAGCUCCUAGAGGCCUUCAUCCAGGUGUACCUUUUGGUGGUUUUCCUGACCUGUCCUUCCCAGGAGACUUCCCUCCUCGGGGUGGACUGUUACCCGAUUUUCCCCCCAUGCAUUCUGUCCUGUCUGAUGGUCCCAUGAGGAGGGGCCAUUCUGACAUGGGUCCCCUCCCCAGUCCCGGGCGUUAUGGAAACUCUCUGACUGGACCCAACAGGGCUUUUGGCAACCCAGAGAGCAUGCAGCGUUUUCCCAGCAGCGGAUCCGUGCGAAUGGGCUUAGAUGGAUUUGGCAUGGGUCCACGCAGCGAUGGAGCAGGCAGGCCAUAUCCCAAUGACCCUCCCAUGAACGCCAAUGGCAGCAGAAAAACCUCUGAGGGAAACAGCACCCUGACAACACUUCUCAGAUAUCUGGAUACAUUCCGGAUUGAAAAUGAAGACGAUGCGCAGGUCGUGCUGAAGAUCACACAGAAGCUCACAGAUGUGUUGAUGGAAUACCGCCUCAGAAGUAUUUCCUCGGUGCCUAGUAUGGAUUCCAGUUCCUUGAGCAGUAUGAGCUACUCUUCACGACUGCCCCCCAGUUCCAACGACAGGCUUCCCAGCAGCAUGACAGGCCCUUCCAGAUUCUAUAACUGAGGAGCACCCGGAUCCUGCAUUUGACAUUUGUUUAUCUGUCAAACUUUCUUUUUGGACCAAAUUCUAGAUUUUUAAUUAGGAUUUUAUGUUCUUUAGUUUCACAGGUCAUACUCAAAUCCCAUUCAGCAUGUUAAUGCAAGAGUGUAAUGACAAC